UUUAGCAUUAAUUUUUAUAUUCUCAUAAUCAUAUGACUUUGCAAAAAUAAUUCAUGGCACUUUGGGCAAAAAUUCUGGAAAUCCAAGGUGAUGCUGUCAAAAAAAUACCGUUAUAUGUCCAAACGUUUCCUUUUGAAGUUAGACAUUGUUUAGCUAAUUGGAUAGAAGAUCAACCAUGGCAUUCCAUCAAUCCUGACAACAUUCAGCAUUUGAGUUAUGCCCAAAAUUUGUUUCAAUCCUUUCUUUUUGAAAUAAAUAGAUCAAUAUCUGAGUUAGCUAACCAAGGUGUUCACUUUAUGCCAUUGACUUAUAGGCUAUCAUCAUCUGCAAAAUAUUUUCAAGAACUAUAUAGCGAUAAUCCUUUAGAAAUGGUUCGAACAAUACAAAAUUGUCUACAAAUGGAAAAAAGUCUCGUUGUUGAAAAGGAUAAACAUUUAACGCCCUCUUCUGCUUAUGCCGACAACCCUGCUUAUAAAUCCAAAUUUGAAUUACUUCACACCCGAACCUAUGAGGCUGAUGAUCUCUUACAGCAAAUACAACAAGAACAAGAGUCAUUUAUUUUAAAUAACCAAGAAGGAAAAAAAUUAUGUGCUCAAGUUAAACAUUUUGCUACAUCUUAUAAUAUUGAGGAUAAUAAACAUUCAGAUGCACAAUCUCAUAUGAUUGAAUAUGCUAGGCUUAAACAUAAUAAGGAUACACUAUUACAGGCUUUAGAAUCAAAAAGUGUUGAGAUACGUGGAAAAAGAUUACAUUUUGCUGAGCAAUUAUUAAAAACACAAAAUUUACUACUGGAUUUCAUGAACACUGUUAUUAAUGAAGAGCUAAUUAAAUGGAAAAUAAACCAAAAAUUGUCUGGGAGUGGAGUACCAUUUGAUGAUAAUUUAAAUCAAAUCCAAAAAUGGUUCGAACAAAUAUCGGAUGUAGCUUGGCGUAAUAGAAAACAAAUAAAAAGACUUUUAAGUUUUCAAAAUCAGUUUGCUAUAUUGGAACACAAUGAUAUGUUACAUAAUUUAAACUCAAAUAUAUUAAAAAUAUUAUCUUCUCUAGUUUAUGACACAUUUGUUAUCGAAAAACAACCUCCUCAAGUAUUAAAAACGAAUACAAGAUUUACGGCAUCACUUAGACUUUUGGUUGGCACAAAAUUGAAUUUACACAUGAGUACUCCCGAAGUUCAAGCAAAUAUUAUGAGCGAAUAUCAAGCUGCUCAGAUACUCGAGAAAAAGGAUGAUGCCACAUUUCUUCCUCAAUUUAAUCAAACUAGUGGUGAAAUUUUGAAUCACAUAGGAACAAUGGAAUAUGAUGUUAGCGCCGAUAAAUUAUGUGUCCAUUUUAAAAAUAUGCAAUUAAAAAAAAUCAAAAGGCAAGAAAAAAAAGGUUCAGAAACAGUAGCAGAUGAAAAAUUUUGCAUAAUGUUUAAAUCAUCGUUCAAAAUAGCAGGUGGGGAAAUCGUAUUUAAUGUUUGGACCCUCUCUUUGCCUAUUGUAGUUAUCGUUCAUGGAAAUCAAGAAGCAAACGCCUGGGCCAGUAUAUUGUGGGAUAACGCCUUUUCUGAUUUCAAUCGGGAACCAUUUAAAGUUUGGGCUGAAGUUCCUUGGAUAAAAUUAGCGGAAAUGUUAAAUUAUAAAUUUUUUUCAAUGGUAGGCAAAGGACUAUCCGAAGAAGACCUCUACUACCUUAGUACUAAAAUAUCAGGUGCUAAAUAUGAAACCUCACCUGUUAUUACAAUUGCUCAAUUUAAUAAAGAACAUCUACAAAAUAGGCCAUUUACAUUUUGGCAAUGGUUUUAUCAUAUAUGCUUAAUUGUUAAGGAAUAUUUAAGGCCACAUUGGCAGGAUAAUACUAUUAUAGGAUUUGUUAGUAGAAAUGACGCUCAUGACAUGUUAAUGAAAAAAGUUCAGUAUACAUUUUUAUUAAGAUUUAGCGAUUCCACUUUAGGAGGUAUAACUAUUGCUUGGUUGGAUACUAACAACGCUUUAGGUCCAGAUAAAUUAGAUGUUUGGAAUCUUAAACCAUUUACAGCAAAAGAUUUUUCCAUACGUUCUCUUGCAGACAGAAUUAAAGAUCUACCUCAUUUAAAAAUUUUAUAUCCAGACAUAUCAAAAAAUAUAGCAUUUGGAAAAUAUUAUUCUAUUUCCGAAAAUGAAUCAAACAAUUUAAAAGAUGGAUAUGUUGGAACAGUAUUGGUGACCACAACGUCCCUUCCUGCAGAGAACAAAAAAAAUAACAAUUUUGUGGAAAUUUCUAGUUCGGCUGACUCUACUCAAAAAUCUUCUCCCCAAAGUACAUUACCCAUGAUGGAAAAUGAAAUUAGCAAUCCGUUUGAAGAUUUAUGGAAUUCCGAGGCUGAAGAGUUGUUAUCGAACUUUGAUGUUGAUAAUUUUAAUAUGAAUUUUUUUUCCAAUAAUUUGAUGACUGGUUUAACGGAAGAAAUGGAUUCAUAUAAUAACAAUUUUAAAAAUUAAUUACCUUUUAAAGAUUAUUAGUUGUAGCAUUAUAAUAAAAUAUUAGAUAUAUUUAUUUAAUAAA
Molecule: messenger RNA, 2526 nt
Organism: Gordionus sp. m RMFG-2023
Lineage: Eukaryota; Metazoa; Nematomorpha; Gordioida; Chordodea; Parachordodidae
Product: signal transducer and activator of transcription 5B-like
Exons: 21
Coding region: 54-2462 (802 amino acids)
Biological process (GO): regulation of transcription by RNA polymerase II; cell surface receptor signaling pathway via JAK-STAT; regulation of cell population proliferation
Molecular function (GO): DNA-binding transcription factor activity, RNA polymerase II-specific; RNA polymerase II cis-regulatory region sequence-specific DNA binding
Source: RefSeq, a predicted model, not a curated record